AUGAGUAUUAAACAAGCCUGCAUCUUUCUCAGGGGAGGAUCAAGGAGACAAACAAGGGCUCUUACAAACGAUGAGAUUGAAGAGUUACGUGAAGCUUUCGUAGAGUUUGAUAAAGACAAGGAUGGUUUCAUAUCCUGCAAAGACUUGGGGAACCUGAUGAGGACGAUGGGGUACAUGCCCACUGAAAUGGAGCUCAUUGAACUCAGUCAGAACAUCAACAUGAACUUGGGGGGACAUGUGGACUUUGAGGAUUUUGUGGAGCUAAUGACCCCCAAGCUCGUGGCUGAAACUGCAGGGAUGAUCGGGUUGAAGGAACUUAAAGACGCAUUUCGAGAGUUUGAUUUGGACGGUGACGGUAGUAUCACAUCUGGGGAGCUGAGACAUGCCAUGAUAAAGUUAUUAGGAGAGCAGACCUGCAAAAAAGAAAUCGAGGCGGUGGUCAGAGAAGCUGACAACAAUGGAGACGGAACAGUGGACUUUGAAGAGUUUGUGAAAAUGAUGUCACAGAAAUGA
This is a messenger RNA of Notothenia coriiceps (black rockcod), 513 nucleotides long. RefSeq names its product calcium binding protein 5b (gene cabp5b). The transcript is spliced from 6 exons. The coding region runs from base 1 to 513 and encodes 170 amino acids. Gene Ontology annotation, cellular component: cytoplasm. The record is from RefSeq and is a predicted model, not a curated record. Gene Ontology annotation, molecular function: calcium ion binding; calcium channel regulator activity. NCBI's taxonomy places the organism in Eukaryota, Metazoa, Chordata, Actinopteri, Perciformes, Nototheniidae.